CAGGUGAAGCCAGUAAGGCGAUCAUCGUGCUGGAUUUGCAGGUUGUGCUCUAUAUGGGAGUCCAUAAAGAUUAAUGUUGUGAACUUGACAUGUGUGAGUCUUGCAGUCAGUGGAGUGGAAAUUAGUUUGGUGCUCAAGUUCAGGAGGAUAUGGAUAUUUGCUCGAACCACUUUGGUGGAUUGGAAUGUGAUAAUUGGGGAGUUUGCCAAUUUUGUUGCUUAUAUGUAUGCUCCUGCUGUCCUUGUGACACCCCUUGGAGCAUUAAGUAUAAUUGUCAGUGCUGUUUUAGCACAUUUCUUACUAAAAGAGAACUUGGGGAAGUUAGGUAUUUUGGGAUGUAUUUUGUGCGUUGUGGGUAGUACAGUCAUUGUGCUUCAUGCACCUGGCGAACAUAGUAUUAGCUCAGUGGAAGAAAUCUGGGAACUAGCAGUACAGCCUGCUUUUCUUUUGUACAUGGCUUCAAUAGCAGCAGUUGUCUUGGUACUUGUAUUGCAUUGUGAACCACGGUAUGGGCAGACAAACAUCAUGGUCUAUAUCGGAAUUUGUUCUGUAAUUGGAUCCUUAACUGUUAUGAGCAUCAAAGCUAUAGGUAUUGCCAUAAAACUCACUCUGGGAGGUUAUAGUCAAGUAGCUCAUUUCAAGUCAUGGGUAUUUGCAAUGGUUGCGGUUACUUGCAUUGCCACUCAAUUAGUCUACUUAAACAAGAUUUUGCUGCACUUCCUCAAAUCUCGUGGCUCGUCCAUGCAAAUGGUGAGAUAUGGAAGCAAAAGGACAACGAUGAAUUGCAUUCGGAAUAUGUGGCAUUUAUACAUCCAGAUCAUUUUAAGUGAAGGAAAUAUAUUGGGUAAUGAACUUGGAAUUGCUAUUGGCGGGCAAAAAUAUCCCGUCAGCGGUCCGUGUUGAUUUUCUGGUAUUUUUCAUGAAGUCAAUGAGCAUUUUUUUUUUUUCAUUUUACUUAUUUGAUAAUCAAGAUUCAAGAUUGAGCUUGUGAGAUUUAGGCUAUGAUAUACUGUAACUUUUGUGUUAUUUUUUGGUUAUUAAUAGUGCUUACUAGCCAACAAUGCUUUGUAUUCUUUGUAGAAAGUGGAAACUCCAAUUUAGACCCUUUUGUGAUGAGUGGGAAGAAA
Molecule: messenger RNA, 1127 nt
Organism: Striga asiatica
Lineage: Eukaryota; Viridiplantae; Streptophyta; Magnoliopsida; Lamiales; Orobanchaceae
Source: the annotation of a GenBank genome assembly